GAUAAUAGAGAUAUAAAAGAGCGCAUCUGAAAUUCUAAGCACAUUCGUGAUUCUUAACAUUAACAAGAUGAGAACUUGCCUCGUGUUUGCCCUGUGCGUGGCCGUCGCCUCUGCAGCAGCCAUCUCGGACUCCAAAAAUGCCGUCAUCGUCCGCUCAGACUUGGAGAACAUUGGUGUGGACGGUUACAAAUACGGAUACGAGACCAGUGAUGGCAAGUCAGCAAACGAAGAAGGACAGCUGAAGAACGUGGGAACCCAGGACGAGGCGAUGGAGGUACGCGGCCAGUUCUCCUACACCGGCGCCGACGGCCAGGUCUACACAGUCACCUACGUCGCCAAUGAGCUGGGCUUCCAGCCGCAGGGCGCCCAUCUUCCUAAGGCUGCUUAAACGAUAACAAAUUGACAUACAUUUUAUACAAAGAGUAGUUUACGGAUUAAAAAAAUACAUUAAGUCUA
This is a messenger RNA of Plodia interpunctella (Indianmeal moth), 456 nucleotides long. Its product is annotated as flexible cuticle protein 12-like. Gene Ontology annotation, molecular function: structural constituent of chitin-based larval cuticle. Bases 68 to 388 code for a protein of 106 amino acids. The record is from RefSeq and is a predicted model, not a curated record. Gene Ontology annotation, cellular component: chitin-based extracellular matrix. NCBI's taxonomy places the organism in Eukaryota, Metazoa, Arthropoda, Insecta, Lepidoptera, Pyralidae. The transcript is spliced from 3 exons.